AUCAUCAGUACCAGUAUAGAAUAUGUAUGGCAAGUAAAUCAGCUCCUCAGGAGACUUAAUUUUCAGUGUGAUGCAUGGUUAAACCACUUCUGACUAUAACCUAUACCAGUGUAAACAUAUCAAUAAAAUAUAAAAACAAGACCACUGGUACAAGGAAAAUGGGACAGUAUGCCAGUGUGUUCAUUGUUCCCUCAGGGAAAGCAAUCAACAAAGUGACCAAUCCUAACAAACCCAACUGGAUCACAGCACAUGCCAUAGCUUCUGAAUUAAGUAUUGCUGAGGUUGAGAGACUAUGGGUAAGAUUUCAGCAGCUCGGAUGUAACAAAGAUGGAGAGUUGACAGAUGAAGCCAUCAGAAAAUCUGAAUAUAACCAGGAUGUCUUCAUGAGAAAUAUUCUAAGAAAGUACAUGGAUGGUACCACAAAGAAAAUAACAUUUGAAAAUUUCCUUCGAGCACUGAAGUGGUGUGAACAGGCAACACAGGAUGAGAAAAUUAGAGCUAUAUUUCACAUGUUGAACAACGGAAACCCUGUGAAUCCAGACUUGAUGGUAAAGAUACUUGAAAGAGUUUAUCCCAAUGAUAAAGGGGAACCCAUUCAGAGAAUUACUGAACUAUUUUUCCAAAUAAUGGACAGAGAUCGCAAAGGUCAGAUAGAGGAGAGUGGGUUUCUGGAGGGUGUGAAGCGUAUACCACCAGGGAUACUAGAACAAACUCUUGGCUUCAAUAUACUGCCUGAUGAAAUGAAAGAAAGGCUCCAUAAAAACUUACAGGAGUUUCGAUCAGAGAGUGCGGCAGGUCGAGGUACAGGGCGUGCUGGUACAGUGCCUCCACAGGCUCGACUAACACCGCGACGUGGUCAGCAGGUACCCCCUGAUAUGGCUCUACGAGAAGUCUCUGAUAAGAUAUGGAAGAAGGAUUGGGCACGUGUUGCAAACAAGCUUGGAUUUUUUUCCCAGGACAUAGAUGAAAUACAGACAGCAUAUCCCAACAAUCCUCAACAUCAGGUAUACCAGAUGUUGAAGCAGUGGCGAGAACGAGAUGGGGAUGAGGCCCAUGCUCAGGUAUUAGAGAAGGCCCUGUUAGAUUGUGGACUGACAGAUGCAGCUAUCAUUAUGACAAGCUACUGAGACAGAUGUAGUAAAUCUCCCUGUCACAGCAACUGGCAUGCAAGCUACUGACAGUCACAGUAACGCACUCUGUCACAGCGUGACACACAUUAUACACUCAAAACUCGCAGCUGGUAUCCACUACUAAUUUCAGAGGUCAACUGUGAGGAAAUCUAGUCAUGAAUACUUAGGUGCCUGUUUAUUAGAGAGUAUAGGAAGAAGUAAGGAUGGAAACUGUGUUGAAGUGAGACUGACAACAACUGAAAAUUUUACAAGUAUAUCAGACAGAUACAUUGCCUCUAUAGGAAGUCGGUUCUUAGUAAUUUCCCUUUCUAGUAUACAGCAAAACUCAGAUUUACCUAUUUAAGACUAGCCUUUACAUUCACCUUCUUUUUAAAUCAUUUUAAAUGCAUCUAAAAAAUUACAUAUUGGAAUAAACCAAAGCAGCACUACUGCAUUCUUCAUACAAUUAAUAUACUGUAUGAAAAUUUUCUGAACAGAUAUUAAAGUACUGAGAUUUUAAUUGAAAGUUCAUAUAUGUUUGGAAAUAGAAUUUGUUAAUUAAAAAUUUGUGACAUGCAGUACAUAAUUCCAUAAUUGUA
Molecule: messenger RNA, 1708 nt
Organism: Mercenaria mercenaria
Lineage: Eukaryota; Metazoa; Mollusca; Bivalvia; Venerida; Veneridae
Exons: 10
Coding region: 75-1127 (350 amino acids)
Biological process (GO): TRAIL-activated apoptotic signaling pathway; positive regulation of extrinsic apoptotic signaling pathway
Cellular component (GO): CD95 death-inducing signaling complex; cytoplasm
Molecular function (GO): caspase binding; death receptor binding
Source: RefSeq, a predicted model, not a curated record